Molecule: messenger RNA, 630 nt
Organism: Acanthosepion pharaonis
Lineage: Eukaryota; Metazoa; Mollusca; Cephalopoda; Sepiida; Sepiidae
Source: the annotation of a GenBank genome assembly
AUGCAAGAGAACUCGAAGAAGGAAGAGGUUAAAGAAAGGGAAAUGGGCAUUUUUCUUCUUUUUACAAACUUUUAUACCUUUCGGUUUCUUUUCCGUCUUUUUCUUCUUCAUUGUGAUUUGAGUUCGUCUUUCACUUUCACUUCUUCCAUUUGUCACACUUUAUCUGCUAAAUUUUCUCCCCAAAACCGCUUUCUUCGUUUUAUUUUCCUUCAUCUCCCCUUCUUUCUUUCUUUCUUUCUUUCUUUCUUUCUUUGCAUUUAUCAGAGCUCUGCAUCCCUCAUUCUUUCUUGCCUUUUCUCUCCGUUCCGUUCCUUUUUUCUUGAUGUUAUUCUUUCUUUCUUGCUUUCUUUCUUUCUUUCUUUCUUUCUUUCUUUCUUUCUUUCAUUUUCUUAUUUUUGUCCACGUCUUUAUCAUAUAUUUGUUGUUGUUGUUGUUGUUGUUGUUCUUCUUCUUCUUCUUCUUCUUCUUCUUCUUCUUCUUCUUCUCUGCGUGUUUCUAUUUUCCCUACUCUUUUGUCCUCUUUUUUCUUUUACCUUUUUUUUAUAUUACGUCUUUCCUUUUUAUUUCCCUCCUCGAAAAGUUUCCUUUCCUUUCCCAUCUCACCUAUUCUUUUUUUUUUUUUCCUUUUAG